GUCGGUGUGAUUGAUUGACAUGACUCCUUACCAAAGAGAUAAUUGUAUGUAUGACUCUCCUGCACUCUGGUGUUGUUCGCUUUCUUUGUCGGCUCGGCUGUUUCGUCCGACCCGGACCCCCCUCCAGGACUUCUGCAUCGCUAAUCUCACCAUGGACUUGACCUUCGGAACAGUCCAACUCUUCCCGGGGCUGGGCCUGUCCAUUGGCAGGCUCGACUUCGCACUGGGUGGGAUCAUCGUUCCGCACACCCAUCCCCGAGCUUCGGAGCUUGUCUACGUCGAAGAAGGCGGCGCCCACGCCGCUAUCAUCACCUCGGACAGCCGGCUGUAUGCCAGAGUGAUCACCAAGGGCGAAGGCAUGAGGGUCUCAUCCACUGGCAGAUGAGCGUGGGGAAGACCAACGCCAAAGUCAUCGUCACGCUCAUCUCCCACCUCCCUGGACUCUAGUUCGUUGCUCAGUCCAUGUUUGGAUCCGGAAUUCCAGACGAAGUGCUUGAGAAGACGUUCUUCCACACCAUUUCUCAGGUGAAAUGUGUUCGCUUGAAAAUCCGCAAGUCUGCGUGUAAAGUUUAAACUCGUUGUAUAAUGGUUGAGUA
Molecule: messenger RNA, 596 nt
Organism: Selaginella moellendorffii
Lineage: Eukaryota; Viridiplantae; Streptophyta; Lycopodiopsida; Selaginellales; Selaginellaceae
Product: rhicadhesin receptor-like
Exons: 2
Coding region: 20-385 (121 amino acids)
Cellular component (GO): cell wall
Molecular function (GO): manganese ion binding
Source: RefSeq, a predicted model, not a curated record